AUGCUGCCAGAGGCCGCCGCCAGCCGCCACUGCCUGGUGGCGCCCGACCGCCGCCCCGCGCUCACGCGUGCGAUGCGGGGCUCGCCCUGGCCCGCGCCGCUGCUGUGCGCGGCGCUGCGGGCGCGGGGCGCGGCGGCGGUGCGGCUCGCGUGCGGGGCGCUGCAGGCGUGGUGCGUCGAAAUAGGGGCGGCGCCCGCGGGGCUAGAGGAGGACCCUGAGGCUCUCGAAAUUGCAGCCGCGGCCCUUAUGGCCGGGGACACCCACGCCGCGGCGGCCGACUGCCUAGUUGCUCUUUUGGAUUCGUGCCGGGAGCGCGGCGGCGGCGGGAAGGAUGGCGGCGGGGCGGAGGGCGGCGGGGCCCCGCAGCAGCAGCAGCAGCAGCAGCAGCAGCAGCAGCAGCAGCAGCAGCAGCUUCUUCUUGAGCGGUUGCUCCACGCCCUCGAGACGCAGCUGAUGCCCGUGGUCGACGCCGCAGGCCCCGACGGCUCCGUUGCCGCCGCGGCCGCCGCGGCCGGCGCCGUCGGCCUGACCGCCGCCUGCGAGGCCUCCUUUUGCUCAGUCCUCUCCUCCGCCGCCGCCGCGCUGCUCGCGCCCGCGCUCGUUGCCGGCGGCGCCGCGCUCUCGCUGCUGCGGCGGCUGCAGGCGCGGCUGCUGGGGGCGCUGGCGCAGCCCGACGGCGGCGCGGUGCUCGGGGCGCUGCUGUUCUGGCAGGACGCGUACCUGCCCGCGCUGCAAGCCAUGCCGCGCGGCGAGGCCGCGCGCGUCGCGGCGGGCCCGCAGCGCGGCGUGCUGGAGGCGCUCGUGGGGGCGCUGGUGGCGCGGACGCGGCUGGCGCCGGGCGCGGCGGCGGCGGCAACUGCGGAUGCGAGGGACCUGCCAGAGGACCUUAGAGCGCUGCGCCGGGAACUGGCGUCUGCUCUGCGUGACGUCACCGCGCUGCUGGGGCUGCCAGCCAUGCUGCAGUACAUGCUGCAGCUUCUCCGCAGCUGCUUCGAGCGGCUAGGGGCCGGCAAUGGCGCCAGCAACGGCGCCAUCGGUGGCAGCGCGGGGGAGGCGCCGUGGGUGGCGCUGGAGAGCGUGCUGUAUGCGGCGAACGUGGUGCUCGGGCGCCGCGCGCCCGAGGCCGACCCCGCCGGCGUGCUGCAGCUGCUGCAGGUUGCCGCCGCGUCCGUCAAGCACCCUGCAAGCAGUCCCAAGCUCGCAGGCACAGCCCUCACCCUCAUCGGCGGCUUGGCGCCUUGGAUUGCCGCCCGCCCCGGCGGCGGCGCGCUCGAGGCCGCGCUCGCCGCGGCGCUCGCCGCGGCGCGGGCGGCCGACGAGAAGCUCUCGCGCAACGGCGCGACGGCCGCGCACCGUCUGUGCCAGUGCGAAGAGCUGGCGGCGGCGGUCGCGGGCUGCGAGGCCGGGCUGCAGUGGGUGGCCGGACUGCUGGUGCUGUACCGCGAGCGCGGCGGCCUGCGGCGGCGCGCAGCUGCGGGGACAGCCGUCCUCAGCAACAUCCAGCCAGCCAGCCUGCACGGGCCCUCACAGAUUGCGGUGUAA
Monoraphidium neglectum is the source of this 1542-nucleotide messenger RNA. RefSeq lists its product as hypothetical. Gene Ontology annotation, biological process: protein import into nucleus. Lineage: Eukaryota; Viridiplantae; Chlorophyta; Chlorophyceae; Sphaeropleales; Selenastraceae. Bases 1 to 1542 code for a protein of 513 amino acids. Gene Ontology annotation, cellular component: nuclear membrane; cytoplasm. The transcript has 4 exons. The record is from RefSeq and is a predicted model, not a curated record.